Carassius carassius (crucian carp) is the source of this 1251-nucleotide messenger RNA. RefSeq names its product GTPase IMAP family member 9-like. Gene Ontology annotation, molecular function: GTP binding. NCBI's taxonomy places the organism in Eukaryota, Metazoa, Chordata, Actinopteri, Cypriniformes, Cyprinidae. The transcript is spliced from 3 exons. The record is from RefSeq and is a predicted model, not a curated record. The coding region runs from base 191 to 1180 and encodes 329 amino acids.
UCUGCAGAACUGACAGAAACACAACUUCCGCGUUGAAACCACCAGCUUUCAGUUUCAAUUUUUGUCAAAACUGCGUGCAGAUGAAACACACGAAGAGAAGCGUAAUGGAGCUGUUACACGCGUAGGAGCAGAACAACAGGAUAUUGUGCUGUUAAGGCUUUAAAUAGCAGACCAGUAAACAUGCAGAUCCAUGUCUUUAAAAGCACAGAGAGAUCCACUCGUGGUCCAGACGCUCAAGAUGAGGCGAGGAAGCAUGUCUCAUCCUCCACAGUUAUCAGAGCUCAAUAUUGUGCUGUGGGGUCUGACUGGAGCAGGGAAGAGUGCCUCAGGAAACACCAUCCUCGGUGGAGACAGAAAGACAUUUGAAGAACAUCAUUAUUUUACGUCUGAGACCAAAACCUGUGCAUCAGCACAAACAGUGGUGGACAGACGAGCUAUCACUGUGAUCGACACCGUGGGACUCUCUGACACCGCUGUGAAGAUUACAGAUGUGCAGACCCAAAUAGAGCAGAUAGUACAGAACACACCGCUUGAUGUGUUUCUGCUGGUGGUCAAACUGGGUGAGACGUUCACAAAGGAGAACCACGAAGCUGUGAAGAGAGUCCAGAAGAAGUUUGGAGCGAAGGUCUUGAAACACACAAUAGUGCUCUUCACUCACGCGGAUCAGUUACAUGAGUCAGUCGAAGAUCAUCUGGGAGACUGUCGAGCGCUGCGGUCAGUAGUCGAUCAGUGUUCAGGAGGAUUUCAUGUGUUUAAUAACAAAGAUGGAGAUCGAGCUCAAGUCACCGAGCUUCUGGAAAAGAUUGAGUCUCUGAGGAGGAGGAAUGGAGACAGGAGAUACACUGAGCAGGACUACAAGAGGACUCGGAGAGAUCUCUGGCUCAAGAAGUGUGACGUCUUCGUAAUGAUAGCUUUAGGAGCAAUAGUGGCAGUUUUAGCUGGAGCAGCAUUAAGAGAAGGAGCUGGAGCUGGAGGAGCAGCGUUAGAAAGAGCAGAUGUGUUGAGAUCUGCAGGAGUUGGAGAAGCAGCUAUGAUGAUGGCCUCGGCUGCACCACGAACAGAACCAGGAGGGUUACUGGGAGCAGCAGGGGGUGCAGCUCUUCUGGCGGUGGCAGCUUGUGCUGGACUCUACUUUCUGGCAAGAAAAUAUCUCUCUAGAGGAAAUGAUAAGAGUGACUAAAAUACACUAGCAUCACGCUGUAUGUAGCAUGAGUAGAACGAGCACGUUUGAAAUAAACACAUUCACUUUCA